GGAGGGUAACAUAGAAAAAUGUAUAGCUCAAUAAAAUCAUUUUAAAAGAAGUUUAAAAAACCACAAUGGAUGUGCUGUCAUUAUGUCCUGACUCAUUUUUCAGCCCCACGACCAAGCCAAACAUCUGCCCUUCCUGGAGCUGUGGGAAAAGGAGAAAGUCCUAAAUUCUGACCCCUUUGUUCCUAGGAAAGCAGAGUCCCUGGCCAUUGUGCCUGAGGUAACUUAGUUUGAGCCUCAUCAUUGAGGCAACAGCUUUCAGAGGUUCAGGUCUUCAUCUUCUGCCUUCUGUCCAGAUGUCUGUCUGAAAGCCAGGCUCAGGACGAAAAGUCAUCCUGUCUUAGGAAGGGCGCUAGAAAUAACAGAAACUGAUCUAACACAGCCAGUGUUUCUGUUUCGACAGGGACAAUGGCUGUGUUAUUGGUUUCCUGAAGUCCUACAGCAAGGCAGAGUCCCAAGGCUCAGUGCCAGUCAGUCAAGGCUCCUGCACUCUCAAAUCCAUGGAACCACGCAGCAAUACAGAGUUGAUUUGAUCCUGACCUGUCCUAUGUACUAUAGUGUGACCUUUAAAGAGAGGCCAGGUUUUCUCUGACCUCUAGAAUUCCCUAUUUACCUCUUCUUGAUGACUCUCACUGUGCAUUCCUUUUUGUUUCCCUUCUUAAGAGGAACAAAUGAGCAUGUGAUGGAUUUAGAGGAUCCUGAAACACAGAUUCUUAAUUAUUCUGAAUUUAAAAUCCAAGCACAUUGUUUCAUAAUUAUUUCAAAACUAGGUUUGCAAUAGAAGGCAUGAUCUUCCCAAGACAAAAAUCAUAAAUACUUUUGUAACCUAGAAAGCACAAAGUCGUUACUUUACCCAAUGUAGUUCAUUAAUGAUUGCUCUUUUAGUAAAUCAUUAGCACUAAAUUUAACUUCCCUUGUAAACAUAGAAAUAUAUGUGUCCAGUGAAGGAGAUCUUGUGGCUCUACUCAACCAGCUCUAUUAGAAGAACAGAGAGUCUCAGCAGCUGGAUUGUCUCAGGCUGAGCUACUCCCAUGGCUCCUGCAGGUUUCCCAGCCUCCCUUCCUCUGUGUGUGUGUCUGCUGCUGGCCUCUGACUUUGCCCAGGCAGGCAAGUUGCUGGUGUUGUCCAUGGAUGGGAGCCACUGGUUAACCACGCUAACAGUUGUAGAAAAGCUCCUCAACAGAGGGCAUGAGGUGGUGGCAGUCGUGCCAGAGGUGAGUGGGCAACUGAGAAAAUCCCUGAAUUUUACAAUGAAGACGUACUCAACUUCUUACACUCUGGAGGACCUGGACCAGAAGCACAAGAAUUAUACUCACGCUCAAUGGAAGACGCCGGAACAAAGUAUGCUUUCUUUAAUGACAGGCUCAGCCAUAGUUUAUUAUGAAUUAAUAUGUUCUCACUGUAGGAGUUUGUUUAACGACAAGAAGUUGGUGGAGUACUUGAAGCAGAGUUCUUUCGAUGCUGUGUUUCUGGAUCCUUUCGAGAUCUGUGGCUUGACUGUUGCCAAGUACUUGUCGGUCCCUUCAGUGAUGUUUACAAGAUAUUUCUUUUGCCACUAUCUUGAAGAGGGCACCCAGUGUCCCAGUCCACUGUCUUAUGUUCCUAGACUUUUCUCAAAACUGUCAGACACCAUGACUUUCAAGGAGAGAGUGUCGAACUUUGUUUUUCACAUGGAAGAGCGUGCAUUUUGCCACUACUUGUUUAAAAGUGCUACAGACAUUGCCUCUGAAGUCCUGCAGACCCCAGUGACGUUGGAAGACCUCUUCUCCCAGGCGUCUAUUUGGUUGUUACGCACCGACUUUGUGUUAGAUUUCCCCAAGCCUGUGAUGCCGAACAUGGUGUUCAUUGGUGGGCUCAACUGCCAACAUGGAAAGCCACUUUCCAAGGUAUGUUGUCUCUCUUUAGCACGUGAAGAGGGGCCUGGUUUCAGGCAUUGGAGAGGAAAUUCUCCACUGAGCUGUGAUUUGAUGUUUGUUUUACUGAAUAGGGAAUUUCUUCCUGGGUGGAGAAUUGUUUUUUGCCAUUCACUAAUUAGGAAAAAAUUCUUUAUAGGUGCCCUAUUGAUUAUAUGUGUAGACCUGUGACAUAUUUGCAUAUACAUUUUAAUAUGCAGUCUAAUUUUAAAUAUAUAUGUAUGCCUUCUAUUUGUGUUUGGGGUCAUGAAAUUGGAAAAGGGAGGAGACAAAGAAACUUGUCUGAGGAGGAACAAUGGCAGUAAUGAUAGACAUGUCACAUGAAACAGAAAGGAGAAUGUUCAGCGGUAGAAAGAGGACGUAUGGAGGGGAAGGCUGGGUAGCGGGAGAGGGGAAUUAUCAGGAGUAAAAUACAGCUUGCCUGAAAAUUGCCAUAAUGACACUGAUCACUUUGUAUGCUGACUUAGAAAGUAAUUUAAGAAGACAACAAUAAAUCUGGAAGCUGUAUGUUAAGGCUUUCAGAGAUGUUUAAAAAAUGCAUUAUUCUAUAAAGCAGCUCUCAAGUUUGUCAGGUGCAUUUUAUAUUUUCUACAUGCAGUUUUCUGUAUUUUAAAAAUUAGUGAUAUGAUAUGUAGGAUUCAAGGUAGGUGAAUUCUUUUUCAAAUAAAAUAAAAUAUAAUAAAAUGAAAUAAAACCCAAAACAUCAAAAUUUGACAAGAGAAGUAAACAGAAAAAUAAGAUCACGCAGAAAAGUCACAAGAAUCAGAGAUGCUCUUGUUACCUCAUUUUGGAGUCCCAUGAACGUACUGAACGGGAAGCUAUGGUGUCUGUUCAGAGGGCCUAGGGCAGGCCCAUGCAGGCCCUGUGCAGACUGCUUCAGCCUCGUCAGUCCAUAUGAGCUUUGCUGAGUGAUUUAGCAGGCCUUGUUCUUUGGGGGUCCUCCAUUCCUUCUUUCUCCCUGACUGCUUCUGCCUCUCUUCCAUGGGGUUCCCUGAGUUCUGACUGGAGGGAUUGGAUGGAGACAUCUCACUGGGAGCUGUGUGUUCUAAGGUGUCUCUAUGUAGUGUCUUGCUGUGGGUCUCUGUUUUUGCUCCCAGCUGUUGCAUCUCUCAUUGUGGCUGGCAAAGGCACGGGAUCCAUGAUACAGCAGGAUAUCAUUAUGAGUCAUGGUUACUCCCAUAAGGUUUGCACUUCUAUUGCCGUAUCAUACUUUGUAGGCAAGACGGAUUAUAAGUGAAAGUUUUUGUGGUUGGUUUUGUGUUUCCUGUUCUCUUUUGGUAGCCUGCAGAGUACAUUUUCAUGUCAUAGACAUUAGAAAAGGAGGCUGAACGUUUGAUGUAGGCAUGAGCUCAACUGUUCAUAUUCAUUGAGCUAAUGGGUUGUGGAAGUUUUCUUCAGCAGUGGUGUCUUGUCAGUUUGUGGAGAGCAACCCAUUUUUUGGUGACAGCCUGGUUUGUUUGGAAAUUUCCACGGAACCGCUUGGAAUGAUCAACAACUGAAUUAGAUGAAAAGCAUUUCCAAGCAGAAAGCUUAGUUUGGUGACAAUAUAUGGACAUUACCAGUUCCCUGUCCCUCACUAUUUGGAGAUUUCGUUAAGAUUGCCUUCAUAUCUUUAUUACAGGAAGUUUCCAGUGUCCUGCCCUAGGUUUCCAUACUGCCACUCAAAUGUUUUUCAAUUCUAGCUGUUUCUGCUCCCAUAGUCACCCUCAUCCCUCUGCCCUCUCCUUCCCACAUGAAACUCCUGCUCUUGUCCCCUUCCCUGAUACAGCCCACUCAUAAAAUGUUUAUUAUUUCCCUCUCUCAACGUGUCCUGCCUACUCCCUUCCUUUAUGCCUAACCUCUUUGGGUUUAUAGAUUGCAGCUUGGUUAUCGUUUCUAUAAUGGCAAUAUCCAAUUGAAGUCAAUACAUAUCCUAUUUCUCGACUGAUCUGGGGUACAUCACCCAGGAUGAUUUUUCCUGAUUCUAUACAUGUGCCUACAAACAUCAUGAUACCACAUUUUUUUUAAAGUGCUGAGUAACGCUCUAUUAUGUAAAUGUAUUACACUUUCCUUAACCUGUCUUCUGUUUAUGGACAUCUAGGUUUUUUUCUUAAACUCUGGGAAAUAGAACAACAAUGAACCCGGUGUAUUGAGGAAAUGUCCUUGUGGUGGGAUAAGGUAUCCUUUUGGUAUAUGUUCAAGAGUGUUAUAUACUGCUACGAACAUAGCUGAGCACAUGUCCUUGUGGCACUAUUGAGCAUCCUUUGGAUAUAUACCC
This is a messenger RNA of Myodes glareolus (Bank vole), 4167 nucleotides long. The record is from RefSeq and is a predicted model, not a curated record. Lineage: Eukaryota; Metazoa; Chordata; Mammalia; Rodentia; Cricetidae.